AUGAUUCGAAAUCAUCUUAUUAAAAACAAUAUUGAAAAUUCAUCAUCAUUUUGGUCAGAUAAUGAAAAUAUUGAUGAAUUUGAUGAGCGUGAACAAUAUCCAUAUUAUGAUUUCGAUGGAAUCAAAACUCGAAUCAUUUGGGUAACAAAUUAUAUAAAUAAUGAAGAUUUUUCAAUCAAUGUACCAGCUGAUGAUCCACUUCAAUUUAUGAGUACUUUUUCUAAUACCAUUGACAUUGAAACUUUACUUUCAAACAAGAAAGAUAAUAACUCACUAGUCAAUAAAAUCCAUACGCUUGAUUUAUCAAAACUAAAUUUAGAUGAUUUAUUAUUACUUUUAUAUCGACUACAACAAAAAACAACGCAAAAUUCUGCUACAACGUCACCAUCUACUAUUAGUUCUUCAUCUACUUCAUCAUCAUCAUCAUCAGGUUUUAUAGAACGUAAGCCAUCAUUUAAAACAUCAUCACAAAUGUCAGCUCGUCAUCCAUUCAAUUCAAGACAUUCUCAUGCUGUCCACUCAUCUUUUUCAAUGCUUAAUGAAAUACCAUCGAAUUCAAUUACAAACAAUCGUUCACAAACUUCUUUUACUUUAUCAAAUAUAGCCGAUGUACCUAAACAAUUGACUACAACAUUAGCUAAACCAAUAUCAUCAUUUCAUUCUCAUAAUACAAAAAAUAUUCAUUCACCAAAUGAUGUUGUUGACAAACUUCUUCAAUCUUUUAAUCUUCGAAAUCAUAAUAAUGAAAUAAAUUAUAAUAAAAAAUUUAUUCAACAUAAACUACAACGAUGUUCAUCACGUUAUACUUAUCAGCAAUCUCAACAACAUAAAGCAAAACUUAUCUCAAAUCUUCUUUCUUCGAAUUCAAUUCGAAAAUUUCCUUGUCAUCUUCAUCAAAACAAUUCUUAUCAUUAA
This is a messenger RNA of Rotaria sp. Silwood1, 915 nucleotides long. The record is from the annotation of a GenBank genome assembly. NCBI's taxonomy places the organism in Eukaryota, Metazoa, Rotifera, Eurotatoria, Philodinida, Philodinidae.